Amoebophrya sp. A25 is the source of this 2317-nucleotide messenger RNA. The record is from the annotation of a GenBank genome assembly. NCBI's taxonomy places the organism in Eukaryota, Dinophyceae, Syndiniales, Amoebophryaceae.
CAAUUGUUACAGUUCUUUACCUUUAAUAUGUUUUCUCUUAAUUCCGCAAAUCUGCUAUCCUCCAUUUUUAGCCAACCUGUCGUUCGCUGUACAAAAAUGUCAAAAGAAGUACCGUUUGCCGUGACCAGUGUCUUUGCGACGAUCACUGGUUCGGUUCUUUUUUUGCUGAUUCGGCAUGCGGUGAUUUUCUGUCCCUGCACGCAGCUUCCACAAGGAGGUAAAUGUCGCGUGUACACGACAAAUCAACGUAGUGGGGAGGAGGGUCGCGCCAGCAAUUUUGAUCUGGGUCGCACACAACCUGUGCAGCAAAUAACGACAAAUGCGCAGUCUCUUUCAUCGACAUCGACCUCAAGUGAUCCUACUUCUUCAAGCAGCGUAGCACAAGCACUAAAUCUGGUCCCUCUGAGUUUUGCCGAAGCCCGAAAAACGUUCCAACCAUGUACGCGGAAUAGCCAAGAACAGAGCUCUCGACCCGGCGUCGCGUGCCUACCCCCAGCGAUGCACUAUCCAUACGAUUAUGCUUGCAAGUUCAUUUCAUUUGAUGAAUAUGUUUGCAUGUAACCAUGCAGUGAGCAGCGUCCAUGUCAUUAACAUACCGUACGUGCAUAGUGCUUCUUGUUCUGUGAUUUUGAAGCUCUAACAUAAGCAUGAAACGCGAUGGCGUGUACAGUUGGGAGAAAGGGUGCGUUCCGCUGUCUCUCCAACGUCGGAGAGAGAGGCGACCUGGUUAAAGCAACAAUGUGGAGGAUUUCUUAUGUCAGAUACAACUGAUCCUUUUUCUUAAUCUUCAGGUGAUACGCAAUUAUAGACCAUCUUCUAAGUACUCGUUGCAUCUGGCAAGUACUUUGAUCGUGAACUACCUCAUCUUCACAUAAAGAUUUAAAUAUGUCACAAGAUUUCAUUCCGCUUUCAUACCUCGCCUUUUCGGAGAUAGCUCCUGGUGUAAAAGAGCGCUACCAGUUGUACCCGCGUCGAAGACGAGGAAAGUCGUGGGUUUAUCCUUCGGUAUUGAAGAGCGGGAUCUUUGGAGCGAGAAAAUGAGUAACUGGUUUCACGUGCCGACAAUGCUUUUCGAUUGUUACCAGAAUCCAGCACAGUCUCCAGCUUUACGGGGUUCUGCGCCUAAUGCGACAGGUCAGCAUGGGUGCAAAGAAGACGGUCCCCACUGCUACGAAGCGGCCUAUUGGCCGCACCAAAUUUGUCUCGGGGUUUCUGGCGAUAGAACCACAGGGAACAAUAACGGAAAUGGACUAGAGGCUGAGACAACAACUGAAUCGAGUGGAGGUGCUACCGGAGCCUCUUCUAGCCAGGCUGGAUCGUCAGCAGGUUCUUCUUUGAGCAAGUUGACGUCCGCAACCUUGCCGACAUUCAGAUACGGAUCUGAGGGACGAAAAUUUUCUACGCUGGAAGGGAUCAUGACUUCGGGUUACAUUCCUGCUACUCUGGGGUAUGCGAAUCAUGACCUUGGAGAAUUGUCCAUAUAUCUCAAGAUAGACAUUGAGGGCAGCGAAUGGGGGAUAUUGGAGAAUCUUGUGAGGAACCGAAAGAUUAUGAUUUCAGGUUGUCAUCUACAUCUUUUUCACUCGUUUGGUUGCCUGGAGUAGAAGCAAACUCGUUUUGCGAGAUUCAUUUCUCCCCUCUGAGAACGAAGGAACACGAGCAGGAAGUUCUUGGUUUCCAUCCUUUUGAAAUGAAGGUCCAUACGUACUGGCUGCCUGCAGCUUCUUCUAACUUUUUGCACAGAAAAAUCCGCACGCUUGAUAUGGAGAUUCAUUUUGGCCUGUCACGGGAUCCUGGGUCAGCUCGAUUGGGCGAAAAACGACGCGUAGAAAGGGAGAUCGCUAUACUUUUAAGGCGCCUAGCUCUAUAAUAUGAGGAUAGGCACUAUCGUAGUUCUAGAAGCCUUGCACUAUGACUAUCCCUUAAUAUGAGGAUAGGUACUAUCGUAGUUCUAGAAGCCUUGCACUAUGACUAUCCCUUGAUAUGAGGAUAGGUACUAUCGUAGUUCUAGAAGCCUUGCACUAUGACUAUCCGUUGAUAUGAGGAUAGGGACGGGACUAUCGUAGUUCUAGAAGCCCAAGCCUCGCACUAGGACUAUCCCUUUGUCUCGUGGAUUCUAAUACCAGAAUCGCUGCGUCAAGUCUUUUAUGUUACCGGGAGUACCUUGGAGGUCUACCGCGAAGGCUGGCAUCCCGCUAAGGAUUGCCAGGCACGCAAUUGUCCAGAGCCUUUGGUCCAUUUAGCUGGCGGUAUGUCAGUUGGCGCACUUGCAGUUUCAUAUGUUAAUAAACGGUUACUCGAUCAUGGAGAUUCUUAA